AUGGAGCUCGGCGGCGGCGGCGGCAACAGCUACUACUCCGGCUACGGACGAGGGAGCGGGAGCCACACCGAAGCCACCGCAGGCGGGGUGGGUGAGGUCGGCCCCGGCGCCCCGUGCUGGAGGAAGGGGCUCUCGGAAAGCGCCCCGCCGCGGGGCCUGGGACGCCGCUCCUUGAACGCCUUUGGCCCCCCCUGCACAAAUCUAAAGGUUCUUCUUGAGAGAGAUUUAUCAAAAGAGCGCCAUGAGUUGCUAAAGGAUCAAAGACUAUUUCAUAACCGAGCACGAAAACAUUCUAUAGAAACAAAUAAAAGGAGGAGAGCACUUGAAGAAAAAUGGAAAGAGGAUGAAGAAAAAGAACGAAAAUUUAGAGAACAGGUUUUGCUGCAAAGGAAACUGAAACUUCAGGAAGCAACUGAAAGGUUCCAGCGUGGCCAUCUUUCAUCUUCACAGCGCAAGAGAGUAGGAGUGCAAAGAAAACCAGAACUUAAAUUGGAUGAGGCUCUUCAGAAAAUUCAGGGAGCAGGAUUACCAUUGCCAUCAACCAGAGUCACUGUGAGAAAUGUUCCUUUUCAUUGGAAACAGAGCUCAGAAAAAGCUGGUUUUGAUAGAGUAACACAUGAAAACUGUAGGACAAAUCUGGAUAGUGACCAGUUUCUUUUCCAACAAAACCUGGAUGAAAUGCAACAGCAGCUGCAAGAACAGCAUUUUGACAACCUUCAGGAGUUUCAUCAAGAAGUGAAUGAAAUAGUCCAUUCAGAAAGUGUUUGCAGUGUGGACAGUCUUGAGGCUGGAGAACCAAAUGAAAGUUGUACAACGCCCAGUGAAACAUCUUCUUUGACUGCACAGCAGGAUUCUUCACUCCACAAUUCACAGAGAUCACAGAUUAGAAAUAAACAUUUCUCUGAUGAAACUGACAUCACUUUUUCUAAAAAUCAGCAUGUAAAUAACUGGCUCAUAAAUUUAAAUACCUCAGAUUUUCAGACAACUUCCCCUUUUCGUGAUAUUUUAAUUAAAUACAAUGUUGUACCUUCUGAUGAGGAUACAUGCAAUCCUGAUCAGAAAUCAUCUGGUUCAAGUACAGCCGAACAAAGAGAGACUGAGACGUGUGCUUCUGAUGAUAAUCUAACUUUUGCAGAAUUUAAGAGAGAAGACAAAAGCUUUCUGUUGAAAAAUCCAUCUCCAGGAAUAGUUGGUGCAGAAUACCCUUUAACCACUGACACACCUGUACUCAAAUCAGACGAAGCUUGGGCUAUUCCUGAUUCUUCUCCAGUGGUUUCAGUGCAAGAACAGAAUUCUGAAUUUCCCCAGAAUAAUGCAACCUCAUCAGUGCAGGCUUCCACUCAACACUCGGUACCCUCUUCAAUCUUUCCAGUUAGAGAGUGGAGUACUACUGUUCCAUACAGUGACAGCUUCUUGCUUAAUUGCAUGCAGAAGGGGAAAAGUGCUCAUGCAGCAAGGUGUACUGAAGAUUUAGACUAUGUAACAUGUGCUAAAGAUGAAAAAUACUUUGACCAUGUUAAUAUUGAUACACCUUUUAUUGAAGAGACAUGUAAAAGCAAUAGUGAUCAACAGAAAGACAAUGGGGAGGAAAAAGUGAAUGAAAUGUUAUCUGUGCCUCAUGAAGACCUCAUGGACAAUUUAUCUGACUAUGACCAACAGAGGAAUACCCCCAGUGAGAAAAAAGUAGUGAAAUUGCCAAAAAGCAUUUUGAAAAAAGAAUCUAAAUAUGAAUCUCGGUAUUUCAAGGCAAUAGUUAUAAAUAGAGGGGUCAAAUUUGGGAAUCAGCCUGUGUCAUCUGCUCGAGACAGUGUUGAAUUGGCAAAAAUAAAAGGAAAAGAUGCCAACAUUCAAAAGAACUCUAAAAAACUUAGGUGGUUUGAUGAAGUUAAUGAAGUUGUGGGAACAAAUUAUGAUGAGAAAUGUUCAGAACAAACUAUAACGGAAAUACCUCAGAAACAGCCCCAACCACCCAGUUUUCAAAUUAGAGUUAGCAAUUCUAGAACUAAUAUUAGAAGCAUCCCACCUUGUAUGAUCAAUUCUGUUUUUUCAGAAGAUCACCAGGAGAAUUCUCAAAUAUCUGCUAAACUUACUACAGUUGGCUCAGAACGAGAUAAUGGGAUACAGAAUGCAUUUGUAUCUGCAGGAUAUCAUGUUGCUAAACAGGCAUGGAUGGCACCAAGAGGUGAAGAAAUUAAACCCUUUCCAUAUAAUUAUGACCCUAAAAGCUUAAGAAGCAAUCCACGGAAAGGUAGAACAAAAAUGAUCAAACGUCCAAAAUCUGCCAAAGCUUCAUCAUCAGCAGCUUUAAUAAAUAAAAACCGAAAAGGUACUAUUAUUCGACCACAGUCUGCUAGUGAAGCCACCAAGGUCAUGAAAACUCAGGGAAGAAUCAUAAUGCCUCACCCUCCAUGUAAACCUACCCCAGGCAAAAGACUGGAUGAAAAUCCAUCAGACAGCAUGGCUCACACAGAUACUGAAAAGAGUCACUUUUUAAAUGAAAGGAAUCUUUUGCCUGAAAGUCAAGAUUUAGGAAGCGAUUCUACAGAAAAUCCUUCAACUUCAGCUCACAUGGCCACUAUGAGCCCUUCUUACAGUAUAUUCAUGUAUGAGCCUUUGAAAAGGACCAAGUGUGCUCAAUCAAUUAGCAAGUAUAGCAGCUUUACCAAAAAAGGCUCCAUGUACUCAGAAAAUGGAUUAAGUCCAGAUCGCACACCAACUGAUGAAGAAAUCACAAUCUUGUGGCAAGGAGUACAUCGUGCACUGGGUCAAAGGGAUGGUGCAGCUGGAGAUUCACAGUAUUGUGCCACACCCUGCAAUAAUUCAAACAACGGCGACUUACAACCCAGUAGACCUAAUCUGUCUCACAUCACUAUUGAUGGUGGCAAUCUGAUGGGCACAGUUAAAUCAGGUGUUAGGGUGAAUGCAAUUUUUUCUUCUCAGCCAAGCACAACAGUUACUUUUGCAAGAAGAAAACUUGGUAAUGAAAAUAAUGAAAAUAAACGCAAGGCUCUUUUAGAACAGAGGAGACAAGUGACAGCAUCUGUGGGACACAAGCCCAAUAAUGUUGGAAAGGCCUUGAAGCAGGCUCCAUCUCAGUGUGCAUAUGAGCCAGUGCAAGCCAGGUGUGCUAUCAGUAAUUCUGAUGAAGUUUCAGAUAGCACUACACAGUUUCUGUUAGCUGAAAACUUAGUGAACAUGUCAGCUACUGAAAGUGAAAUCUUGACUGGUUUGGACACGGCCCAACUGCACAAACAGACUGUUGUGCUGAACAGACCCCCACGGCAAGGAAUGACUUCCCUGUCAUUCGAAGAGCACAAAGUUCUUCAGUCACUUGACCGCAUUAAUCAAAGGCUGCAGAAUGUUCGUGAAACCAUCAACCAAACCCCAUCAUCUGCAAGUGUUUUACAAACUAUCUCCCCUUUGGUUGCAGCUCCCUCAUACAUGGACAUCAUGCCUCCAGCACAGAGGUACAAGAGCAUAACAGAUGCUACUCAUCCCCUAGGGCACAGAAAAUACUGACUUGGCCUAAUGAAGGCUGUUGAACUUGGAUUUAUUUUAAUAUAUUAUCAGCUGCUAUAUUUGUAACAUAAUUAUUUGCAACAUGCCUUAAAUGCUAUUAAAAACCUUAAAAUAAACAAAAAUAACACAAGUAUUGACUGCUUGUUCCCUAGUUUACAUUUAGGGCAAAAAUAAUAUAUGCACUUUAUUGUAAAAUGUAUUGUAUUUUUUUAAGAAUGGAAAUACCUCACUUUUGAAU
Molecule: messenger RNA, 3757 nt
Organism: Varanus komodoensis (Komodo dragon)
Lineage: Eukaryota; Metazoa; Chordata; Lepidosauria; Squamata; Varanidae
Gene: CEP126
Product: centrosomal protein 126
Exons: 12
Coding region: 1-3519 (1172 amino acids)
Biological process (GO): cytoplasmic microtubule organization; non-motile cilium assembly; mitotic spindle organization
Cellular component (GO): ciliary base; midbody; centrosome
Source: RefSeq, a predicted model, not a curated record